Messenger RNA from Laetiporus sulphureus 93-53, 1701 nucleotides. RefSeq names its product acid protease. The record is from RefSeq and is a predicted model, not a curated record. The transcript is spliced from 8 exons. Bases 1 to 1701 code for a protein of 566 amino acids. Gene Ontology annotation, molecular function: aspartic-type endopeptidase activity. Gene Ontology annotation, biological process: proteolysis. Lineage: Eukaryota; Fungi; Basidiomycota; Agaricomycetes; Polyporales; Laetiporaceae.
AUGCCUUCUUUUAUCUCUGCGAGAUCCUAUGUCUUUUCCCUCCUGCAGGUCUUGUUGAUUGUGAUUCCUUUUGCAGUUGGAAUAGAUCUUCCACUGUAUCGUACGGUGACUAGAAGACUAGACAAGAGAGACAAUGGCUCGACAGCGAUUGGACUGGGGGAUGUCCUUGAUGUCACCUACAAUGUCGUCAUGAGCGUCGGAAGCACUGUCACGACGCUGGUUGUGGACACCGGGUCAUCCGACUUGUGGCUCGUCUCCGAUGCAUACACUGGCAAUGGCUCUGAGGCCGAAAUACCACUCUACUCUCAUACAGCAUUCCAACCGACUGGUCUAGAUGCUGAGCUCUUCUAUGGUGACUCUCGCACGGGAACAUACGCCUCUGGGCCCAUUGGUGGGGACAUGGCAGGCAUUGCCGGUCUAUCCACCAAUAACCAGAGCUUUGCUGCCAUUAAUCGAACAAACACCACCGUGUUCCAAACCGGAUCUGCAGGUAUCCUGGGACUGGGGUUCCCGCCAAUCAGUAUGAUCUGGCGCCAGCUCCUGCAAGCCGCACUCGCUGAUGAAGGAUCUCCUCUCUCCAAACGCGAGCUAUCGCCAAACAUCUCUAGCAACGUCGACACGGGCACCAUCGGCCAUCCACCCUUUCCCUCCUUCGAAUUUCUCACCCCUGCGAUCACCAAGCGCAGGAAGCGUCUGUCUGAUCCGUCCCACACCGACUUUGCGAUUGCCUCAUUUGCGAUGUUCGGGCCUCUGCUCGCACGGCUUGUGCUGCAGCAGGCGCUGGACCAGCCGCUUAUCACAACGACACUUCAGCGCGACACUGUUCAGUUGGGCGGGAACGCCGGGGUGCUCUCGCUCGGUGGGCUGCCGGCGGGCGUACGUGAGGAGCAGUUGGUGUGGGUGCCCGUGAGGGCGUACACGGCGGAUCAAGGUGGGCUGCCUCCGCCAACGGAUGCGCCGAAUGAGGUGUAUCCGUUGGUUUGGGAGGUUCCCGUAGACGACGUGUAUUUUGACGACGUCAAGCUGCCCCAAUCCGCGCUGGCGUCACCAGCUAUAUCGCUGUCGGCGCUGAUUGAUACCGGAAAUUCACUCAUCCGCGGCCCGCGCGACAUCCUGAGUCAUAUUGUCGCGCGCACUGGCUCGACGUUCGAUUGCAGCGUAGCGCACAACCUCUCGUUUCUGAUCGGCGGCAUGCUCUUCCCCGUCGACCCGCGCGACUUUGCGCGUCCGAUUUCGAGCGAGUCUGGCGACGACGCAGUGGCAAAGUGCUCACCUGCACUGGCGGCGACGGAUCCGCCUGGUGUGGGCGGCUUCCUGUACAGCUGGAGUUUGGGUGACCCGUUCUUGAAGUCUGCUAUGGUUGCAUAUUACUAUGGCAAUCUGACACAUCCAUCUCAGGAUCCUCCUCGGGUAGGCCUGCUCUCUACGGUUCCGGCAAAUGUAACGCAGGACCUGCAAGAUGCGGUAGAAGCAGCCAUAUCUAACGGCGGGUUUCCAGCAACCUCCAAUGCGGCUCCUUCUGGAACUCUGGCGCCGACCUUGUCAGGCUUGGACAUUAUUCCGCCGCCGACGCACUCUUCAAAUGUGUCUGUGUUCUGGACUAGUGGCGCUGCUACCUGCACGAACAACGUAGCUCUAUGGAUUCCUCUCUUGGUCGGCAUGGUCAGCGGGCUGGUGCUUCUUGGGUCUUUGCAGAUAUGA